Danio aesculapii is the source of this 4396-nucleotide messenger RNA. It is a transcript of the gene nsmaf, whose product is annotated as neutral sphingomyelinase (N-SMase) activation associated factor. Bases 68 to 2803 code for a protein of 911 amino acids. Gene Ontology annotation, molecular function: protein binding. Lineage: Eukaryota; Metazoa; Chordata; Actinopteri; Cypriniformes; Danionidae. The transcript is spliced from 31 exons. The record is from RefSeq and is a predicted model, not a curated record.
CUCCGCUUCUUCCGUUUCAGAGGAUUUCCGUGUUUACAUGUCUGUCUGCCGCAGCCGCUGAGCCCUCAUGGCUUUCAUCACGAAGAAGGAUCGCAGCAAAGAACGAUUUUCGCUGUUGUUGCUGGAUCUAGAGGAGCAGUAUUUUGAACAGCACAUUGCAUAUAAUUUAACCAACAGAGGUCCUGAGACAAACAGGCGAACUAAUGGCUCAUUAAAAAUCUGUUCCAAAUCAGUCAUUUUUGAACCUGAUGAUGCUGCGAAGCCUAUUUUAAAGAUUCCACUCAAAGACUGCAGUGAAAUAUCGGCAGUGGAGGAAACGACCCAUAACCCAUUUAUAGAAAGUAAACCUGCUUGCAUUGUAAUAAAAACUAAGCAGAUUUAUCAAAUUAAAGAGGAAAAUGUGGUUGCUCCAUAUAAAUAUGAAAGGGGAGAGAAGAAGAUCACUUUCCAGUUGGGGUCACCCAUUAAAACUGAGGAUGUGGUGCAGAUUUUAUUACAGUUACACAGAGCAUCCUGUCUGGAUAAGCAGAGUGACCAGACAGCAAUGAUUGCAGCUAUAUUGCAGUCCAGGUUGGCAAGAACACGCUUCGAUAAGAACAGUUUUCAGAACGUAACUGAACUCCCGCACAUGGAAUGUGAGGCGGAAAUGGUUUCUCCUUUGGUGACGAACGCUGGUCACGUUUGCAUCACCGACUGCAAUCUUUACUUCCAGCCUCUGAACAGCUAUCCUGAUUCAGUGGUGCAGAUUGGGUUACAUAGUGUAAGACGAAUCUACAAGAGGAGACAUGGGUUGAGGCCUUUGGGCCUUGAGGUAUUUUGCACGGAGAAUGAUCUCUGCUCAGACAUCUACCUGAAGUUCUACAAAACUAAAGACAGAGAUGAGCUCUACUACUACAUUGCAACCUUUCUUGAGAACCAUGUAGCAGAACACACGGCAGAGAGCUACAUGCUGCAGUGGCAAAGAGGUCACAUCUCCAACUAUCAGUACCUACUUCAUCUCAACAACUUAGCAGACCGCAGUGUAAAUGACCUUUCCCAGUAUCCAGUGUUCCCUUGGGUCAUCAGUGACUACAGCAGCACACAUUUGGAUUUGCUGAACCCUGCUUCAUUUCGAGAUCUCAGUAAACCGAUCGGAGCUCUGAAUAAAGAGAGGCUGGAGAGAUUAUUGGAACGCUACAGAGACAUGCCUGAGCCUCGGUUUAUGUAUGGCAGCCAUUAUUCUUCACCUGGAUAUGUGCUUUUCUACCUCGUCAGAGUUGCUCCAGAGCACAUGCUUUGUCUACAGAAUGGACGAUUUGAUCAUGCAGACCGAAUGUUUAACAGUAUUGGUGAGACAUGGAAAAAUUGUUUAGAGGGAGGCACAGAUUUCAAAGAGCUGAUUCCUGAGUUCUAUGGAAGUGAUAGCAGCUUUCUGCGGAAUCUGCUUGGACUGGAUCUGGGCAGGCGGCAGGGAGGAGGCAGAGUUGAAAAUGUUGAACUUCCUCUAUGGGCAUCAGAUCCAGAUGACUUCCUGCAGAAAAUGUGUUUGGCACUGGAGAGUCAGUAUGUAUCUGAACACCUGCAUGAGUGGAUUGAUCUGAUAUUUGGCUACAAACAGAAGGGAAGUGAAGCCGUGGCCAGCCAUAACGUUUUCCAUCCAUUAACCUAUGAAGGAGGAGUUGACUGUGAUAGCAUUGAGGACCCAGAUCAGAAAAUAGCCAUGCUGACUCAGAUACUAGAGUUCGGUCAAACACCACGGCAGUUGUUUGUCACUCCUCAUCCACAGAGAAUCACUCCACGCUUCCACAACCUGUCAACAACCCCCAGCCUCAGCAGCAGUGAGCUCUCGCCAGUUUCUCCUAGCAUGGAGUCAUUUGAGGACCUGACUGAGGAAAGUAGGAAGAUGGCCUGGAGCAACAUGAACAAACUUGUCUUGCAGUCUUGCCAUAAAAUACACAAAGAAGCUGUAACAGGCGUUGCCGUGACCCUCAGUGGAGAUUCCAUCUUCACAACAUCCCAAGACUCUACAUUAAAGAUGUUCUCAAAAGAAAAUGGCCUACAAAGAAGUGUGUCCUUCUCCAACAUGGCUCUGUCCUCCUGCCUGAUGCUGCCUGACGAAAAGAUCGUUGUGUGCUCUUCAUGGGACAAUAAUGUUUAUUUUUACUCAAUUGCUUAUGGAAGAAGACAGGAAACUUUGAUGGGUCAUGAUGAUGCGGUUAGUGAUAUUUGCUGGAGGGAUGACAAACUUUACACGGCAUCUUGGGACUCUACUGUGAAGAUUUGGGAAUGUGUAGCUGCUGACAUCUCCAGUAAUAAAAGGACUGAAUUUGUCCGACUUGUUGAAUUUGAGCAUGAGUCUGGGGUUAAUACUUUAGAUCUCAGUCCAGCUGGCACACUUUUGGCAACGGGCACUAAAGAAGGAACCCUCACUGUGUGGGAACUUGGCUACCCUCUGCCUGUCAAUCAGCUGACCUGCCAUUCUGGAAAGAUCCAUCAGGUGGCCUUCAGUCCUGACAGCAGGCAUAUCUUGAGUGUUGGCGAGGACUCGUGUUUGGUGGUCACAGAUGUGCAGACAGGAAUGCUCAUCGCUACUGUACCUGCUGAGCAAGAGCAGAGGUGUUUCUGCUGGGACGGUAACACUGUGUUGUCUGGAGGGAUUUCAGGAGAUCUCAGUGUGUGGAACCUACUUAACAGUAAAGUCGUCCACAAGAUACCUGCUGCUCACUCAGGUCCGGUGACAUGUAUGUGGAUGAAUGAACAGUGCAGCAGUAUCAUCACAGGUGGACUGGACAAACAGAUCAUUUUGUGGAAACCACAGUAUUAGCAGUAAAACAGCUUUCUGACAAAGAACCCUUAUCAAAACUGCAGAGAUAUCAUGGAGAUCUACACCAUACAUACAUGUGUGAAUAUACGCAUAAGUUUUAUGAGAAGGAUUCUUCAUAUAGGGUUUUAAAUAACUAUAAGCGCCAUAACAGUUUUACAUAAAUAUUUAUCCUUUUUUAUUUUUUAGAUCUGAAAAAUGAAAACUAAGCUCAGUUUACUCACUGGAAUGCUUUCACCAAAACACUAUUUGUCUCAGAUCAUUUUAAUAUAAUACAUAUUGUAAUAACAGCUGUCAUGUCCUGCUUGACAUUCAUAAAACAGCAACAAUUCAGUUCAUUCAUUCAAGACAAUCAGUUAUUAUGAUUGUUAUAAGAAUAGUGGUUAUGUCAUUCAUUAGUAUGGCUUCUUUCGAAGAAUAUAAUCAAAUCAAUUAUUAUCAAGGAUAAAAUGAAACAAACAUCUGUGAUCAGUAACUCACCUAUAUCAUUGGUGACUGAGGAAUGUUCACAAGUAGUUCUGGAAGGUUUGCUGCAGUCUGUUCAGUUUUGAAGCCAUAGUUUUGAUGGGGUUUUUGUAAUGUGCCUUAGUUUUUAAUAAUUUGAACUUGAGCUAAAAUAUUAACGGCACUCUUUAAAUAUGCUUGCAUGCUCGGCUAAAAUAACUACAUAAUUAUUACUUAUAAGUUGUAUGACAGUAUAUUUAAAUGAAGGCUAGCGUAAUUCUGCACAUGCUGUAACAUGAUAAAAGAAAUGCAUUCAUAGCCUGUUAAGACAUAAUAAUAUAUAUGUAUAUUCAAAUUUUUAUAUUUCAGAAAGUUAUAACAAUGCCUUGAAAUAUUCCUCUUCAGUGAAGAACAUUUGUGUUUAAUGUAUUACAAGCCAGAUAUUAAGUCAGUAUCACAAGAUUAUGCAAUUUUCUUUAAAACCUCAGUGAGCACACAAGUUAUUAAAGGGAUAGUUCUUAAAAAAAAUUCAUCUUGUUUGUGGAAAAGUUGGUGGGAAAUGUAUUUUUCCCUAUUAGACAGUGUACAGUAAAAUCAAUUUCUUUUCUACGUACACAGGAUCAUUACUUUUUUUAAACUGUCCCUUAGUCUGCAAAUGUUGAUUUUUGUGAACUCUUGUUUUGCCAGUCUACAUGCUAUAUGUAGACUUGAUGUCUUAGUAGUUUAUGUUUACAGUACACUUUAAAAAUGUUGGGUUGUUGUAACAUAAUGUUGGGACAAAUGUGGAAAAACCCAACAUUAGCUUCAUUUUUUUUCCAGUUAAAUUUAAAUUAUAUUUUAACUCAAUAAUUAGGUUUGUUUAUUUCUAACCCAACGUUGGGUUACAACCACCCAGUUUUUAGAGCGUAUGAGUUCAUGACUUAAUGAACACAUUUUCAUUUUUUUAUACUUAUUAGUUUUGGUGUAUUUAAAUAAUUUCCUUUUUUACUUGAGUGUGUUUUAUUGCCUUAUGGGAGAAAAUUGCUGGAAUUCCAAAAUGACUUUGCAAAUGCACAAAUGUUGUUUUUAUGUUGUAGGUGUACUGAACAGAUCGCUUUUCUCCUUGUUCUCUGUAUUAAAUAGUAACAUGUCUAAAUAGGUAGACAAAUAACA